This is a messenger RNA of Naegleria lovaniensis, 2730 nucleotides long. RefSeq lists its product as uncharacterized. The transcript has a single exon. The coding region runs from base 1 to 2730 and encodes 909 amino acids. Gene Ontology annotation, biological process: signal transduction. The record is from RefSeq and is a predicted model, not a curated record. NCBI's taxonomy places the organism in Eukaryota, Heterolobosea, Eutetramitea, Acrasida, Naegleriidae. Gene Ontology annotation, molecular function: 3',5'-cyclic-nucleotide phosphodiesterase activity.
AUGGGGAGUGGUGCUUCUAGAACCUCAUCCAAUCAUUUUAAACCUCAUCAUCCCAAUCACCACCGCCAUCACAAUGAGGACAAUCACUCUCUCUUGAUCAUGGAUAAUGACUCAAAGAUUGAGCUCGUUAUUGAGGGAGUAUCAAGCACUCCUCAGAGUGCUGGAAAUGGAACAAUCCGAAGUAGUAUUGCAACACCACAGCGACAUCAACAACAACAACAACAACGCCACUCGCAAGGUCGUCUCAAUAGCGUUUCACGCUCGGUCAGCAGUAGCAGGAGAGGUUCCAUCAAACCAAACGGCACCGUUGAAAUAAGCAAGUCCAUGGAUGCUGAUUUUCUAGAUGGAUCUGUAAGCGCUCGACGGCAGUCUGAGUAUAGAUCUCUCUCUGCGAGCAAUAUAACAAGAGCGUCCCUAGUUACAAUGCUAGGACGAUCCUUCUCGACUCGGCAUGCCGGAGAUCAUGAUGAAGAUGACUCCUUUAUAGGGUCCAUGCUUCGAGACAAUAGUACACAGUCUCUCAGUGCCUCCUCAUUGCUUAAGGGAGACGAUUUAUUGAGCUUUCAUGGCGACAUUUUAUUAGAUGGAAAACCAUUACUGGUUAGUUUAAUGAUCAACAAUAUGGAUGAAUUAGUAAUAUUUACAUCAGACUUGAAAUCCAAAUUUUACGUAUAUGAAACUUCUUACCAAAGGUUUUUACAACGGUUUUACAGCAAUGACGAUUCCGCCGCAUCACUGUCGGCCCAAUCUCGACACAGAAGAAUGCUAGAUAUGUUAACUUCUGCUUUUAGCUCUCAAAGCUAUUCUAUUGCUUCUGACUUGGAAGCCUCCUCGUCCUUAAGAAUGACCCUUACUCUAAGAUAUCCUCCUGAAGACAUUGAUAAGACUGUCAUUUUCAGGUUAUUUGAACAUGUUCCUGAUUUGACGGAUUUAUCGAGUCAAAUGGUGAACAGUUCUUUUUGUAAAUUGGUAACUUCGUUUUAUGCUUAUUAUCAGGGAUUUUCAAAGCAUGUCCGAGCUACUUUUCAUCGUACCAACAUUGUCCCUAGUUUUGCUGUAAACACAGACUAUGGAACUGUAGGACCAUUAGAAGAGAGUGGAAACAGUGAGCCCUCAGAAGAUGGUGUUGUUCGAAUAGAGAAGGAUGACGAAGACAAGCAGAACCCGACAAAAACACACAACACCUCUACACCUCCUACAUCUUCAAUCGAACCUCUUACUCCCACAACACAAAAUACCACAUCAGAUAGAGUUAAUCUCAUGUCUGUGAUACACCCACAAGAUUCUAUGUUGAUGUCCAACCCACAAGACCCUAUGACCACCUCCUUGUCACUGCAGCAACCUGAAGAACCUCCCACCUUACAAGUUCAAGAAGUCAUAAAAUUCUUGCAACAGAUACUACAAAAUGAGUCAAUCACAUGUAUAGACAAACCAAAGCUCUUUCUGGUAAUUCAAACAAUUGCAAAAACGUUAGAUGUUUCAGAGGAGGAGCCAAAACCUGCUCAAGUAAGCCAUGACACCGAAGUCAAUGCAUUCAUUUCCACUUUUGUCAAACCAAGAACAAGAGAAAAAGCUGGAUGGAAAACCAUUGCAAAUUUAAUACGAGUAGGAAAUAUUUUCAAAAGACAACCCAUCGAAGGUGCAUUAUCGUUACUUGAAAGUAAUCCUGAUGUCCAAGAGUGCAUGAACAAUAUUGAACGAUAUGAUUUUGAUAUUUUUGUUUUGAAUGAUGCCUCUAAAGGUAAUCCUCUUUACGUUGUGGUUCAUUACUUUUUGAGGAAGUACAACUUGAUAGAACAUUUUAACAUUGACAAAGAAAUUUUACACACUUUUUUACGACAUGUCGAACUCAACUAUGGUACAAAUCCUUUUCACAAUCACAUUCACGCUGCAGAUGUUUUACAUACUUUCAUGUUCAUUCUGGAAACUACAGGAAUCAUACCCUUGCUGUCCUUAGAAGAAUUAUUGGCAGUGAUUUUGGCUGCUGCUGUACAUGAUUUUCAACAUCCAGGAACAACAAACCAAUUCCAAAUUCAGUCAUGCUCUGACCUUGCAAUUACGUAUAACGACAAAUCGGUUCUUGAGAGCCACCACGUAGCAUCUUUUUAUGACCUGCUAAAGAAUGAAAAAUAUAAUAUUUUAAAAGGGCUUACGCCAAAGCAAAGGAGAUAUGUCAGAGAAAUAGUGAUUGGUCUGGUAAGCGCUACAGACUUAUCUUUUCAACAGGGCUUCAUGAAUCAAAUGCAAGCAAUGAUGGACGUAGGAAAGCAAACCUCAGAUUUGGAGCAAGAGAAAAUUUUCUUUUUAAAGAUGUGUCUAAAGGUUGCCGACACUUCUAACACAUCCAAACCUCUAUUUUUACAUCUGCCUUGGAUUAAUAGAUUGCAACAAGAAUUUUUCUUACAAGGUGACAAAGAAAAGGAACGUCAAAUGGAUGGUAGCCCGUUUAUGGACCGAGAAAAGAGCAACGUUGCUAAAUGUCAAUAUUCUUUUAUUGAAUAUGUUACCUUACCAUUAGUAACCUUAUUUGUGCAAAAAUUUAAGGAGUGUCAUAUCAUACUGGAAUAUUCAAUUCUUGUAAAGGAGUUUUGGGCUUCUCAUAUUGGAGUGACUACCCUAGCAGAGGUUGAGCAAUUAAUACGGAAAGAGUUUGAAAAAAAUGGACGAGAGCCUUCAUACAGCCAUCUCAAUAUUUAUCCAAUCAAUCCUAUCGCUCCUAUGCAUAAUUAA